Molecule: messenger RNA, 2135 nt
Organism: Dermacentor andersoni
Lineage: Eukaryota; Metazoa; Arthropoda; Arachnida; Ixodida; Ixodidae
Source: RefSeq, a predicted model, not a curated record
GCCGACAACUGCGACCGAGAACCUCCUGCUUUCCCGAUCGAACAGCGAGCUUGCUUGCCUUCGGCUUGCGUGUCUCUUCAGAAAACUUUCUGGCAUCGCGUGCACCUCCGUAGUCCGGAAUACGUACGUCUUAGCGCACGCCGUGUGUUGUGAACCGCUGAAAUGGUCAGGAGUUCUCGAUUCAAGCAAGGUGUUUGUUGUCGCAGUAUCGGUUUAAUCGCAUUCACUUGGAUUUGGAACUUACCCGGAAUCGUUGGCCAAGCAGACUACGAUGACAAAAAGGGCCCAAAUACGUCACUUCGCCUGAACGUCUUGGAAGGAGAGCCGACGUCACUUCCUUGCCCCAUCAACACGGCAACCCGUGCGCCAAUCUCAGCCGUCUGGUUCCACGUCUCGACACACGCCUACAAAGAAUACGGCAGCUCACCGUACUACACCAAAGGCCACCUGCGGGCGAAGAGGGUUUACGCGAUCGAAGCGCCAGAACCGUCCGCCACGGCGUUGGCAGGAACUGGCGGCCUGGUGGAUGGAACGCACUGGAAGCGGCCAUCUUGGUCGGGCAGGGCGUUCUUCUCGCUUCUCAGCGACCCGCCUGCUUUGCGGCUCAACCGCUUGGAGCGCUCCGACAGCGGAAACUACGACUGCAACGUCACCUACCACGACAACGUCACUUCCGCCGCGGUAGUGGUGACGGAGUCCCGCGUGGAGCUUUUCGUGGCCGCACAGGCAUGCCCACCGCUCAUCAAAGACUCUAGGGGCGCAACGAUCAAGAGCACGGCUGGACCCUACGCCGAGGGAGAGGCCGUGCGACUGACCUGCGAAAUAGAAACGUGCGACCACGACGUCACGCUCACGUGGUACCAGAACGGCACGCAGCUGAGGACGGCCCAUGGUACAGUGGCUACAUCCGACGGUGGCUGGAAGAACCUAGUCACCGUGGGUCCCCUGAGUCGCCGCGAUCUGCACUCGAACAUCACCUGCCUCGCGGCAAGCAAUGUCUCGCUACCCGGAUCGGCCACGGUGCUUCUCGAUCUAUACAUGGCACCAACGGCGGUUAUCAUCUGGAGUUGGCCCGCGCAGCAGACUGACGCCCCUUCAGGGUGGUUCGGCCUGCCCGGCACAGCUACGCAGCGCGAGCCACCGAAGAAGACCGCCGCAGCGGAUACGGCCAUCGGCUCCAGCAUUCCGUUGUCCGCGGACGCCAAGGUGGCAAAAAGUGACGUGGCGGCGCCUGCAUCGUUUGGUUCGCCUUCCGAACGCUUCUCCGCGAAGGCCAGGAGCUUCGAGUGCGAAGCCACUGGUAGCCGACCGGCGGCAAACGUGACGUGGUUUAUGGACGGCACGGCAGUGGACCCGGCUUUCAGCCGAAGCGUGACCGAAGGCAACGUGACCACGAGCAUGCUUCUUCUGCCGGCAUCAGCGCAAUCCGGCAGGCUGCUCGAGUGCCGCGCCAUCAACGGCAACCUGCCCGAGAGCCGAGGCGUGCUCAGCCGUUUCCUCAAAGUGGACAUGUCGCGUAAGUGAAAGGCCCAAGGUAAAGGUCCCUUGAAACACAGCAGCGUCCUUGAUACACGUGACAACGUUACAAAUACAAAACGCGUUAUUAGAGAGGAGGAGCGCUUCGCGAACGCGUGUAUGGCUGUUUACCAAGCCCCGAAAUGUCGGAGACGUAGACGGCAGCAGUAUAUGGAGCAGGCCUCCAUUUCUAUAUGGUAAAGUUAUCUAUGUUUGUCACGAUUCUAGUUUUAUCAAUCUCUUUCCUCAUUUUUUUUGCGCCAAUACUCUAAGCGUGUCUUGCUUAUCUCGACUGAUGAACAGGUAAUGCUUCCAUCAGCUUUGAAUCGCAUCUCUUCGAGAAGGGGGACGUCUCCUACGGGUCUUGUUUGAAGAAUACCUUAACAUUUCUCUACGAUGUGCUGAGUCGUUUCGGCACUAGAAGCAGCAACACUGAAGGAACCACCUUAUGCCACGUUCUUCAACCUCGACGCUUGAGAAACUUCUCUCUCGUUUUGUUACUUUUCUUUUUUUUUGCAUAAAUGCUCCCACAGAAAGGAAAAAUUUUACCGGUACAAGGUGAAGAUUCUAUUCCACUGAUAUUCUCUUUCAGCCUGGUCAAGCAUACUAUAGACAACCGU